Molecule: messenger RNA, 1470 nt
Organism: Cricetulus griseus (Chinese hamster)
Lineage: Eukaryota; Metazoa; Chordata; Mammalia; Rodentia; Cricetidae
Source: RefSeq, a predicted model, not a curated record
AUGGCUUGGCCAACUCCCUACUGUCUCUGUCUUCUGGGGACCUUGGUAGGGCUCUCAGCUACCCCAGUUCCCAAGAGCUGUCCAGACAGACAUUACUGGACUCGGGGAGGACUGUGCUGCCAGCUGUGUGAGCCAGGUACUUUCUUUGUAAGUGACUGUAGCCAGAACAGAACAGCUGCCCUGUGUGACCGGUGUACACUGGGUGUCUCCUUCUCUCCAGACUACCACGCCCGGCCCCACUGUGAAAGCUGUAGGCACUGUAACUCUGGUCUAUUCAUCCGAAACUGCACAAUCACCACCAAUGCUGAGUGUGCCUGCUCCAAGGGCUGGCAGUGCAGGGACCAGGAAUGUACAGAGUGUGAUCCUACUCUAAGCCCUGCACGGACUGUACAGCCAUCUGUGGCCCCAGGCCCACACCCACAACCCACCCACUUACCUUAUGCCCAAGGUAUGACGGUCUGGCCUGGACACACCAGGCAGUUUCCUGCCUCAACUCUCUAUAACCGCUGGCCAUCCCCAAGACCCCUGUGCAGUUCCGACUGUAUCCGAAUCUUUGUGACCUUCUCCGGCAUGUUUCUUGUCUUCAUCCUGUGUGGAAUCUUGUUCUUCCAUCAAAGAAGAAAUCGUGGAUCAAAUGAAGAUAGCCAGGCAGAGCCUGAAGAGCCUUGUUCUUACAGCUGCCCCAGGGAAGAGGAGGGCAGUGCCAUCCCCAUCCAAGAAGACUACAGGAAACCUGAGCCUACUUCCUACCCUUGAGCCAGCACGGGGGUGGGGCUUUCCACUGAGGCACCACCCAGGGGGAUGCCCCUACCAUCCUCAUCAGAACCCUUUCCUGUGUACACUUGACAAACCGCCCUUCUGAGACUGACAGUGACAACAACAGGAUCCCCAAAGUGUUUGAUCCAGCAAGCUUGGGGAGGCCCAGGCUCUGGCUAUAAAACACACUUAUUAUAAAUGAAACCCGAUAGCUGGCAAAAUUACAUGCUGAUAAGGCCAGCCAAGGACUGGAGAGAUGAUUCAGCAGUGAGAAACAAACAUUGUUCUGUCGGAGGACCAGAGUUUGAUUCUCAGUGGCUCAAAACCACCUGUAACUCUAGUUUCAGGGGAUCCAACACCUUUGACCUCCUCUGGCACCAACAAACGCAGAACGUAGACUCACAUAGACACACACACACAUGGAUUGAAAAUAAAAUUAAAAAAAUAUUGAAUGGGCCACCAGCAGAAACCCUAGUCCCACAUGCCACGAGAGCCACAAUCUACAGACACACAUACUUCCCGCUUUGGUCUCAUGAUGCUGCUGUGAGCAAAGUAGAGAGCAAGGCUUUCUCUCGGUUUAAGUUAAAACUGUAAAUAAAUUCAUUUUUCGAGUUCUAUAUGCACUGUCCUUUUUUCUCAGUGUGAACCCAGAGCCAGGCCUUAUGGCCCAGGGACUCCAGUAAUAGCUGUAAAAGCUCUACAAGCUAGUUCCUG